This is a messenger RNA of Cornus florida, 2683 nucleotides long. RefSeq names its product protein SENSITIVE TO UV 2. Gene Ontology annotation, biological process: DNA damage response. NCBI's taxonomy places the organism in Eukaryota, Viridiplantae, Streptophyta, Magnoliopsida, Cornales, Cornaceae. The record is from RefSeq and is a predicted model, not a curated record. The transcript is spliced from 12 exons. The coding region runs from base 168 to 2258 and encodes 696 amino acids.
GGGGGAAGGCAAGUGGAUUCGUAUCAGAAUUGUUUCUCCUUGAAGCUUCAAAACCUCAAGGCUCGAACACAAAAAAGGAAAAAAAAAAAAUAUAUAUACAUGAAUAUACAGUAUAUAUAUGUAUAUACUACCAUUGUCACAGUGUGAUACAGAGUUCAGUUUGUGCGAUGGGUGACGAGGGUUUCGAAGAAUGGGACGCAGAUUUCUUGGACCAACUCAUCCAAGUCGAAGAACUAGCCUUGUGCUCCACAAACCCUACUCAACACCACCAUCCACCGCCACCGCAUUCGGCGGCGCCGUACGUCGACAUCAGCUAUUCGCCUCCUCGAGAGUUGUCUCAGAGAGUUCAAGACAGUACCAAAGUGUUCGACCGGUCUUUAAGUGGAGUAAUCGACGAUCGCUCUCAAAAUGUGAAAGAAGCGGAAAUUGAUAGACUGAAGAGAGAGCUGGGGCGCGUCUCAAAACAGCUUACUCAUCUGGAGCAGGAAUGCUUAGAGCUUAGAAAGGAAAGAGACGAGAAAGAGGAGCAGGUUAAGUCUGUAUUUUCACAUGUUGAAGCAAAAGAUGCUGAGGGUCAUUGUUCAAAGAUUAAAAACCUUGGCAGGGAAUAUGGAGUUCAUACCCGAGACCGUUCUUGGAUAUCUAUUGGAUCCCAAAUUGCGAAUUCUUCAAAUGAUCAGGUUGACGGUCGAAUUAAUAUAGGCGCAUCAACUUAUAAAGCGAUAGGAGUCCAGACAGACAAAUCUGGUGAAAGUACCCAUCCAAGCAUUGAAAAUGAUCGGUCUACUCAUCAAUGUCCAAGCAAGUUGCUAGCUGUUUGGGACUCACAAAGUGACCAAAAAUGGGGAAGGAACAUUGUUUCCAAGUUGUUUGUGGCUUGUGAAAAAGAUUUUCAUGUCCUUUUUGGAUUCUUGAGCUUAAGUUUGUCAUCCAAAACUGCAAUGGACUCUCUGGCAGAUGAAAUCUCCUCUGAUGUGGCUGUGCAGGAGCAUAUGCAGCCUGUUCAUUCUGUUGAAGCUGCAAAAAUAUCUCGUCUCUACUCUACGCUGACAAAGAUCAGUAAUGAGAUGAUAAAUUUGGAGGCUUUGGUAGAAGUGUUAGUUGAUCUCUGCACUCUUGAAAAUGUUGUAAUUAUUUACAGAUCUCUUCAUGUAUUACACAUGGUUUUGAAUCACUUGUUGGGUUUGAAAAGAAAAUCAGAGAAAAGGGAUAAUGUCAUGGUCGAGGUACCUUCCUCUGGGAACAACACUGUAUCUGGGAGUGCUGGAACUGGAAGCUCUCUCUUUGCAUAUGUCAAUGAGACAUCUGAUUUAGGCCAUGUUCCAUUUCAAGCGAGGUUUUUUGAUGCAGAAAAUCUUGGCAAGAAUCAUGACUGUACAGUGUCCCUUUCAUGUAUAGAUUGGGUCUCUAUAUUUGAACUGAUGCACCAAAUUGCCAUGAGGAACAAUGAAAAACUUGUAAGACUAGAAGCUGUUUCUAUCAUGAAUAUGAUUCUUGUCACUAGUGAUGCUUAUUUGGAGAGGGAGAAAUUUGGACGGGUGCUGGUGUUUCAGAGUGUUUCACAAUUGUUAAAGAAGGAAGCUGGCUUGCAUGUGCAAAAGCAAGCUGUGCAUUCUUUAUAUCUGCUACUAAAUUGUCCACAACUAAUGGGCAUGCUAUGUUCUGGUUGUAAAGAGGAGGGGGAGAAUGCUGGAGUGGUAAAUAAUGAUGCAAGAAGUGCUUCUGCUUUUGAAGGGUUUGGGGGUGUCCUUGAGGGUUUGGCAGAUUGUAUAGAUUGCAGUGGAAACAGUAUGCAGGAAUUGCAGCUUCGAAGGAAUACCAUUAUGGUGCUGGCUUUCUUAGCAUCGUCAGGGAAAUCUGGCUUUGAAAUGAUGUUGAGUCAUAGGCUUCAAAAUGGGACCAACUUUCUUGGGUUGAUUGUGCGAAUCUUGGUAUCAGAGAUGGACAUAGAAUCAUCAAAGUCUGUUCAGCCUCCUGAUAUUUUCAAAGAAAGAACCUUGCUAAUACGAGAGGCACUUAUCCUUCUGAAUAGACUAGUGUCCAAUCCUCAAUAUUCCGCUCCUGUUUUACGACUAUUAACAGCCAACAGAGAUGUUACCUGCUUGACCAUUGAUAUUGCAAAUAGAUUAUCAAGGAAAGGCGGGUGGUUAUGGCAGUCUGACAGCAUGACUAGGCAGAUUAGAGAAUCUGAAAUUGUGGACUUAGCUCGUGUAUUUAAAAGAAGAGUUUUUACCUUUUUAGGAGAUAGCAUACUAUAGAGUAUUCCAUCUGAUUAUUCAAGCCAUAUGUAAACUGGUACAGACCACCAUUAGUUUUGCAAGGAUGGAAGCUGAUAAGACAGUGGAAUAGGAAAAUAAGCGAGGUUGAAGAGUCUGAGCUCUGUACAGCAGAUGUACAUUCAGAAGAUGUAACCCUUUAGCAGGGAAGUUUUGACAAUGCUCGACAAAUAUAAUUCAGAGACAGUUGCACCAAAACAAAUACCCAUUGAUGCAAAGUUCUUUAAGAGGUUUUUGGUUCAUUUUUUGGGGUUUUAAUGAUUUGACUCAGAAGUUACAAUGACUAUUAUUAAGUCAUAUUAAUGUGCUUUUUGUUUGGUGGUUCUGAUAACUCGCGUUGAAGAAUGUGGCCUUUUGUCACAACCCAACAAAUAUAUGGUAUCAAGUCGUCAUCUAAUCUGAACAAA